AUGCCCGAAACAGGUUCACCGACCGCUUCGGCUGACGUGGCGAUUGUAGGGGCCGGUGUCGUUGGCUCAACGCUAGCACUCGCGUUGCACCGGCACCUCAUCGAGCCAGGAGCGCGCAUUCUUCUCGUUGAUCCGCGACGUGCACCGGCUUGGCAACCUAUCAAUGACACAGCAGCUGGACUACGCACUGUGGCGAUCACACCGGCUUCGCAGAAGUUUCUCGCGUCGCUUGGCGUAUGGGAACGCCUACCGCAGGGGGCCAUCACCGCGUUUCCAACACUGUUCGCGUAUGGGCGCUCAGCGCAGGAGAAAAUCACUUUUGAUGCCGCGGAUUGCGUCGGGCGCCUCUCCACCGAGCCACCAGCGCUGGGAUAUAUCGUCGAAGAAACCGCACUGCUCGAGACGCUUCACCGGUGUCUAGAGCGAGUCGCUGGCGAGAAGGAGCCCACCGGCAACGCCAGCGGUCGAGAUGGAACCAGUUCAGUCUCCGGUUCCAUAUGCUGGUCCAGAGCCUGCUUCGAUACCCUGACCUGGCCAGCAUCCCAUCCCUGGGCACAGUUGCAUCUCUCUGAAGCGGAACAUCCACCAUUCGCUGUGGCCGCUUCCCUGGUGAUUGCAGCUGAUGGCGCUCGCUCCAGAGUCCGCCACCAGACCGAACUAACCUGGAUAGGGCGUUCAUACCAUCAGCGGGCAGUGGUCGCUAUUGUAGAGAAUCGCGAACCCAACCUGGUGGCGAUUCAACGUUUUCUCCCGAGAGGCCCGCUGGCAAUUCUCCCCAUGGGACAGCAUGGCAUGUACAGCAAUAUCGUCUGGUCCACGAAUGAAUCCGAAGCGGAUUGGCUGGAGACUGAGGCCUCCGCCUCGCAGUUUCUCGAUGCAACGCAUGCAGCGCUACAUCGAGUGAAUGUCGAUGGAGGCCAGCACGCUCCGUAUCGUCGCUUUUUGAGCCAGAGCUCGUACCCGAUCGAUAGGCGAAGCUUCCCCGUAGUGCCCAGUUUUCAACGACUGAUCCCGAGUCGAACGGAUGGCAGAGAUCGUUGGUCGUUUCCACUCCACUUUGGGAGCGCUACUGGAUACGACGCCAAUCGAGUCGUCUUAGUGGGUGACGCCGCCCAUGUCGUUCAUCCGCUCGCUGGACAGGGCGUAAACCUGGGGCUUGCGGAUGCGCAGACGCUUGCUCGUGUUUUGAAACAAGCAUGGCAAACGGGACGGGAUAUCGGCGAUCCAAGCGUCUUGGCUGUCUAUACUCGAGAGAGGUUGCCUCUGAACACGGCGAUGUUAGUGACGCUUUCUGCGUUGCGUCGCGUUUUUGCCUUUCCGACCCGAACACGAGGACUCGGAUCCACUUUAGCAAGCAGUUUUCGCGGUCUAGGAAUGCAGUUCAUUGAAAGGGUGGCACCGCUUCGAUCCUCAGUCGUGCGCAUUGCCACAGGUGAACCAUGGUUAUGA
This is a messenger RNA of Cyanidioschyzon merolae strain 10D, 1449 nucleotides long. RefSeq names its product probable ubiquinone biosynthesis monooxgenase COQ6. The coding region runs from base 1 to 1449 and encodes 482 amino acids. Gene Ontology annotation, biological process: ubiquinone biosynthetic process. Gene Ontology annotation, molecular function: oxidoreductase activity, acting on paired donors, with incorporation or reduction of molecular oxygen, NAD(P)H as one donor, and incorporation of one atom of oxygen; FAD binding. The record is from RefSeq and is a predicted model, not a curated record. NCBI's taxonomy places the organism in Eukaryota, Rhodophyta, Bangiophyceae, Cyanidiales, Cyanidiaceae. The transcript has a single exon.